AUGAAAUUAAAGAAUUUACAUAAAUAUCAUGACCCAACUUAUGAAAAUAACUUUCCUCAAAGCAGAUAAAUUCUUAAAUUCAAAAGUGAAACAGAUAGUUUAUAAUUAUUAUCAAUAAGUGACGAAUAAAGUUGUUAAAGAUUUUUAUCUUAUUUGUUUCCAAACCCAUUUAUAGGUUCAAUAGUAUAAAAUCAAUUAUUAAUUAAAUUAGAUAUUGAUAUAAAUAAUAGUCUACCUACAAUUAACAAAUUUAUUUCAUUUCUCAACUUUCUUUAAUAAGCUGAUGAAAUUUAAUUAACAUAUUUAUAUUCUUAAAUGUUAGUAACAGAAGAAUUAUUUUUUAAUACUAAAUAUGAAGAAGAUCUAACAGAAAUAGGUUAAAAUUUAUUUAAAGAUCCUAUUUAUGGAUUAAAAGGUGAGGAGAGUUUACGUAUUUUUGAUAAAGAUGAAUUUGAUUAAUAUUUAACAUAUUUACAGAAUAAUUUUAUUGUUUUGAUAGGAAGUUGAUAACUUUUAAUUUGAUCCAAAUCAUAAAUCAAUAAAUGAUGAUUCAAUAUUUAUUGUAGAUGCUGUAUUAAAUAAACUUCAUUAAGAAUUUUAAUAAGAUUUAAAACCAUUAACAAAAUAGUUUGAUUAAACGAAUUAAUAUUAAUUUGAAUUGCCUUAAUUAAGUACAUUUUUACCUGAAAAUUUGGCUUUAGUAUCAGUAUGUUAAGAACCUAUAAUUACUUAUGAAUAGACCAAAACUUAAGUUGAUAGUGUGAGUAAUGUAGUAAGAGAAAGUAAGUAUGAUGGAUCAAAAGAAAUUGAUUUUGACUAUAGAAUUUAAAUGUUAAUUUCCUAUUCCUAAUUUUACAAAUAAUUGUAUAGAAUAAGAAAAAGUUGCAUAAAUAUCAUUAGUACCAUUUUAAAUUUCAAGUAAUGUAUGGUGGAAACCUAGUAGAUUAGGUGCUAUGGUAUUUACAGGAUUAUUUGUAGAAAAACCAGAAUCAACUUUAGUAGAAGGUAAAACAAUGUUAAAGUUAUAAUAAAAAUUUUAUACAGAAUUGUCAAAGAAGUAAUUUUAAUAACAAAUUUUAUUUGGUUAUGAAUUAAGUUUUAAAGAAACUAUAAAUGGACUUAAUAUAUAAAUGUUAAGUAAUUCUGAAAAAUAAUCAGAAUUUUAGGAUAAGGUUUUUGAUUUAAUGGAUACUGAUGAUGAAUAAUUAUUUAUUUAUGUAAAGGAUUUGUUAAGUUAGGAUAUUAAAAGAUUUCAUGAUCAAAAAUUAUCAUUAUUAACUUAAUAAUAUUAUUUGCCUAAAAUUAUGUUACGUCCUGUUAGUUCUCCUUAAGAAAUAUUAGAUGAAUUAGUUAAAAUUGACUAUUAAAAAUUUUAAAUAUUCUAAGCUAAAUUAUUGACUAGUAAAAUAUAAAUUUUAAAUUUGAGGAAUAUUUUACCAAAUGAUAGUGUAUUUGAAGAUUCAUAAGAGACUUAUAUAUCAAAAACUUUAAAUUUAAAAGGUCAAAAUUUAUAAUAUAAAGUGAAAAGAGAAUCAAAUAUUGAUACGAGUUCAUCAGUUUUAAAUUAUUAUUAAACAGGUUUGAGAAAUUUGGAAAAUACUGCUAAAUUAUAUUUUUAUGCUGAUUUCUUAUCAUAAUAUUCGAAUAAUUAUUUUUCAAUGGAAUAAUAAAUUUAGAUUAAGAGAAAAGCAUUAGGAUGUGCAGAUGGUUUAUAGAUUUAUAUGUAAGGAGUAAAUCCUAUAAAAGGAAAGGAAUAAAUUGAUCAAUUUAUAAAGCAAGCAAAUAUUUAUUUAAAUAAAUAAUUAGAUGAGGAUAUUUUAGAUUAAAAGACCUAAACAAUAAAUAGAUUAUAUAGUGAAAUAAAAUUUACAAGUAUUUAAGAGGAAGGAUAAUUUAUUUGGGAUAAAAUAGUGAAUAAAAAUUAUGCAUUUACAGAAAUUUAAGAUGUGAUUCGAUAUUUAGAUGAAGUAUUUCCUUAGAAGCUUAGAGAAUGUUAAAAUUUGACAAUGUAAGGAUCAAUUAGUGUUUUAGUAUAUGGAAUAUAGGAAUAGAUAGAUUAAAAUGGAGGAAUUGAGUAUGUAGAAGAACUAACUGGUUAGGAUGUAUAUGAAUGCUUAUUUUAAUUAUGA
Paramecium sonneborni is the source of this 2129-nucleotide messenger RNA. NCBI's taxonomy places the organism in Eukaryota, Ciliophora, Oligohymenophorea, Peniculida, Parameciidae. The record is from the annotation of a GenBank genome assembly.